Messenger RNA from Knipowitschia caucasica, 951 nucleotides. NCBI's taxonomy places the organism in Eukaryota, Metazoa, Chordata, Actinopteri, Gobiiformes, Gobiidae. The record is from the annotation of a GenBank genome assembly.
AUGAGCUCCGUUGAGAAAAUUCAGCUGCACGCCCCAGCUUUAGAAGAACUUUGUGCUGUGUUGCAAACAGGGCUGCAAACUAACUUUGCUGAAGUCCAAGUCAGUGUGGUUGAAUGUCCAGAUUUGACCCAGGAGCCCUUUCGAUUCCCUGCCAAGGGCUUAUGUGGGAGUCCGCGCAUCACUGAUGUUGGUGGUGUGCCUUACCUGGUUCCUUUAGUUAAAAAAGAAAAGGAAUAUGACAUGAACGUUAUUUCAAAAGAGGUGGAGUUACCUGGAGGAUUUUUUCUUGGUGCAGGAGCUGUUGCUUCCCGAGUAGUUGGAAUGAAUGCUGAGUUGAUGCCUAUUGUUCUAACCGCAGCAGAUGGGAGACCUGCAGUUAAUGGCAGCUACUUCUCCUGUAUCAAUCCAGUCGAUGACCAGUGCCUUCAAGAAAAGUACAGCGACAAAUUCUCUGGCUGCCACUUUGGUCUCAUGGCAAACCUAUAUGCUUGUGAGGGGAAACCUGGAAAGGUGAUAGAGGUCAGAGCAAAGAAGAGAACAGGAGACCAAAGCAUUGUGAAUGCACUAAGAAGGUCUCUUGAAAAUCACUAUCCUGACAAAAGCCUGGCCCUUGGAGGAACGUUUAUGAUACUUAAAGGAAAAGCUAAAAUCCACAUAAUGCCAAGAGAGUUCUCUGCCUGCCCACUCAACAGUAAUGAUGAGGUCAACAACUGGCUUAAGCACUUUGAAGUAAGCGCCCCUCUCAUCUGCCAGUCAGUGCUUGUGUCCAAAGACCCAGGUUUAGACUUGAGAGUAGAGCAUACUCACAUCUUCAGCCAUCACGGAGAAGGGGGGCACUACUACAUCGACACAACUCCAGACAUAGUGGAGUAUGUGGGUUACUUCAUGCCUGCAGAAUAUGUGUACCGCAUUGAUAGGCCCAAGGAGACACAUGGGGUCGGCCGAGAUUGA